AUGGACCAGGUUGCUGACGUCGUAAAUGAAACAAUCAAGGCACCUGAAAAUGCUACAAAAACCCCGACCGUUGAGCUUAAUUUAGAGUCGUCUAUUGCGUCCCUUGCUCUUUUUCUUAUGGCCGUUAUAUCGAUUUAUAUCGGAUCAAAACGUUCGGUGCAUGCCCUCAAGUCUUCCCUUGAAGAAGAGAAUACCAAGAAUUUAGAAAUUAUGUCGAAAGAAGAUGCAAUGAAGUUCCCAUUAUUUGCCAGUAUGGCAUUGCUGGGCAUUUACUUGGUUUUUAAGGCACACUGUCAAUCACCUUGUACCAUCCUGUUUUCCAAAUCUGAAGUACUCUAUCUCAAUGAAAUCGUCCUCGCCAGAAUCGGAAGAGAACUCAAGUGGUUUGGUUCAACUUCAUUUAGUUACAUGUUUUUAGAAUGUUUUAGUUUUGACUUCGAGCGCAAAGACGUAUUUCCUCUUGCCUUUUCCCUGGCAGUUGGCUUUACUUAUCUAUUUACUCAGCACUGGAUAAGCAACAACAUAAUCGGCGUUGCGAUUGCAACUACGGCCAUCGAGUACUUACACCUUGAUAAAGUAAUCAAUGGCUGCAUUCUCCUGAGUGGACUAUUUUUCUACGACAUCUUUUGGGUCUUUGCUACUGAUGUCAUGGUUUCUGUAGCAAAGUCAUUUGAAGCCCCCAUCAAAGUUGUAUUUCCACGGGACAUUCUGACUGGUGGAUUAUUCUCCAAGGAGUUGUCCAUGCUUGGUCUUGGGGACAUCGUCAUUCCUGGCAUCUUUCUUGCCUUGCUUCUGCGUUUCGACGCUAGACUUAACAGAAAUGGAUGUCAGACUUAUUUUUGGACGUCCUUCUUUGCCUAUGUUGUUGGACUACUUGCCACCUUCGCGGCAAUGUACAUCUUCAAACAUGCUCAGCCUGCCCUUCUGUACCUCGUUCCUACUUGCCUGGGCUUCCCUCUCACGCUGGCUCUCAUAAAGGGUGAUUUGGGCGCAAUGUUCAAGUGA
Molecule: messenger RNA, 1005 nt
Organism: Dibothriocephalus latus
Lineage: Eukaryota; Metazoa; Platyhelminthes; Cestoda; Diphyllobothriidea; Diphyllobothriidae
Source: the annotation of a GenBank genome assembly